AUGGCAAUCGAAUCCAAGACUGACUUGUCACUAAUAUAUGGGGUUGAGGAGUCAUCUCAAGAAGGUCGGUCAUAUAAGGAUGGUCUUCUCAAAACCAACAAGAGACAUCAUGACCUACCACUGAACCACAAUGCUGAUUGCUUUACUGACAAUGGCACCUGUUAUACAAUUGGCUUACCGAAAAUCUCGCCACUGGACCUGCGUACGACCACUUUAGCUAUAUUCUUUUUGCGCGAACACAACCGCUUAGCGCAUGCGCUUUCAAAGCUCAACCCGUGCUGGCAAGAUGACAGGCUAUUCAAAGUAGCGCGUCAAAUCAAUGUUGCUACGGUCUCAAAUAUCUUCAUGUACGAGCUGAUGCCUAGGAUAAUUGGUUACAGAAAUAUGAUAACUUACGAUCUUUUAUCUAACUCCAUUGACCAUGUGACAACGUAUGAUAUACAGAAUCCACCAGGGGUCUACGCUGAAUUCGAUAUAGCCAUGCGAUUUUUUAACACCUUUAUGAGUUCCAAAAUCGAAAAAUAUAACGAAGCCUACGAGAAGGUCGGAGAGAUACAACUAAAUAAAAGUUUCCUCUUACAAAGCCUCCUCGAAAACGAAACAAAUUUCGAAGAGAUCAAUCGAGGAACCUUUUUACAAAGUGCUACAAAUAUCAACAACAUCAAGUUACCAAACGAUGACCCGGUCUCUAUGGAUAUUCAAAGCGGGAGAGAUUUCGCUUUACGAGGAUAUAACGAGUACAGAGACUUCUGUGGAUUGAGAAUAGCGAAGGAGUUUGACGACUUAAGGGAUAUUAUUGACGAUGAGGUAGUAGAAGUCCUGAAAAAGAUCUACAAAAACGUGAAUGACAUAGACCUACUGGUCGGGAUAUUGGCUGAGAAUAAUAUUUAUUCAACAUUCGUUGGUCCAACCUUAUUUUGUAUUAUCGUGAAGCAGCUAGAAAUAUUACGAUUUUCAAAUAGAUUUUGGUUUGAAAGAGGGGACAAUUAUCAUAGUUUUUCUCUAGAUCAAUUAAGUGAAAUAAGGAAAACGAGCAUGGCUCGACUCGCUUGUGACAAUGCUGAAGGUAUCAAAUAUAUACAAGCAAAUGCUUUAAUGAGUACUUCACACUGGAAUACACCAGUCCCGUGCUCCCAUAUCCCGGGACUUGAAUUAACGAAAUGGCGGGACGCGAGCUGCAAAGAGAACAUUUCCACAAGCGAAAAACAUGAUUCUAACCAAUAUCAAUUUCCGCAAUAUUCGUCGUUCAUAAAUGAUAUUUUAUCGUCGAUGCAUUUACGGUAA
Messenger RNA from Pieris brassicae (large cabbage white), 1284 nucleotides. RefSeq names its product peroxidase-like. NCBI's taxonomy places the organism in Eukaryota, Metazoa, Arthropoda, Insecta, Lepidoptera, Pieridae. Bases 1 to 1284 code for a protein of 427 amino acids. The record is from RefSeq and is a predicted model, not a curated record. The transcript is spliced from 9 exons. Gene Ontology annotation, biological process: response to oxidative stress. Gene Ontology annotation, molecular function: peroxidase activity; heme binding.